Molecule: messenger RNA, 1640 nt
Organism: Miniopterus natalensis
Lineage: Eukaryota; Metazoa; Chordata; Mammalia; Chiroptera; Miniopteridae
Gene: KHDRBS3
Product: KH RNA binding domain containing, signal transduction associated 3
Biological process (GO): regulation of alternative mRNA splicing, via spliceosome
Cellular component (GO): nucleus
Molecular function (GO): mRNA binding
Source: RefSeq, a predicted model, not a curated record
GCCCGGGCGGCCGGCGAGCAUGGAGGAGAAGUACCUGCCGGAGCUGAUGGCCGAGAAGGACUCCCUGGACCCCUCGUUCACGCACGCCCUGCGCUUGGUGAACCAAGGAAGUUUCAGUGUACCAAAUUUUGUUGACUCUUCUAACUAUGCUAAAGAAAUAGAAAAGUUUCAAAAAGGAGAAGGAAAGGACGAAGAGAAGUACAUUGAUGUGGUGAUUAAUAAGAACAUGAAGCUGGGACAGAAAGUGUUAAUUCCUGUAAAACAGUUCCCUAAGUUCAACUUCGUGGGGAAGCUUUUGGGUCCACGUGGCAAUUCUCUGAAGCGUUUACAAGAAGAAACCUUGACAAAAAUGUCCAUCCUUGGAAAAGGUUCCAUGAGAGACAAGGCAAAGGAAGAAGAGCUGCGGAAAAGUGGAGAAGCCAAGUACUUCCACCUCCACGAUGACCUCCAUGUCCUCAUCGAGGUCUUCGCCCCGCCGGCGGAGGCCUACGCCCGCAUGGGCCACGCCUUGGAGGAGAUCAAGAAGUUCCUCAUCCCUGACUAUAAUGAUGAAAUCAGGCAAGCGCAGCUCCAGGAACUGACGUACUUGAACGGCGGCUCCGAAAAUGCAGACGUGCCGGGCGUUCGGGGGAAAUCCGCCUUACGCACAAGAGGUGUGCCAACCCCCACGAUAGCCAGGGGAAGGGGAGGAGUCACAGCCCGGCCGGUUGGAGUUGUGGUGCCUCGAGGGGCGUCAGCUUCCAGGGGAGUCCUUUCCACCCGAGGGCCAGUGAGUCGUGGAAGAGGACUUCUCACUCCCAGAGCAAGAGGAGUCCCCCCGACUGGGUACAGACCUCCACCGCCACCCCCAACACAAGAGACCUAUGGAGAUUAUGACUAUGAUGAUGGCUAUGGCACUGCUUAUGACGAUCAGAGCUAUGAUUCCUAUGAUAACAGCUAUAGCACCCCAGCCCAAAGCGGUGCUGACUACUAUGACUACGGACACGGGCUCAGUGACGAGACGUACGACUCCUACGGGCGAGAGGAGUGGACCAACUCAAGACACAAGGCGCCGUCGGCGAGGACGGCGAAGGGCGUCUACAGAGACCAGCCGUAUGGCCGAUACUGAUUGUACUGUCUGAUGUUGUGAAAUAGCCCAUCUCCACCCGUCCUGUAUACUGUUCAAAGUAAUUGUUUUCUAUGAACAAUCCCUUUUUAAAUAAAUCAAAAUGCUUAAAAUCUGAAUGGAUGGAACUCAAAGCUACUUUGUGGAAACAUCAACCUGGGCAGAAAGAAAGAAAAAAAAAAAGACAUGUAAAAUUUUGUUAUUUCCAGUCUGUAUAUGAAAAAAAUAGGUCAUCAAAAGGAAAAAAAAUAACUUUGAUUAACUAGUGUUAAACAAAAAGAUAGGUUUACUAAAUAUGUUAAUCCAUCCUUUAACAUAAGCCUCACCUUUCAUUUUAAAGGUUUCCAUAGAGUUUAGUUAUUUUAUCUUUUGGCCAUGUGCUGGUUUUUUCCUUUCUUGCCAACAUGGGUAAAAAGGGAAGGCAAUUACAAGUGCAGAUAAUGUGGUAUUUCUUUUGUAACUCGAGUCCUGAAAUGUUCUGUAGUGUUAAGCAAACUUUCCUCUUGCUUGAUACUAAAUAAACUUUUGAAAGAAA